AUGGGACGAAUAGAUCGAAUCGAGACUGAAGAUUUCAAGUCCUAUCGCGGCCGUCACGUUAUCGGCCCCUUCAAACAGUUCACAUGCAUUAUUGGUCCCAAUGGGGCGGGUAUACUUUUAGUUGUGGAGAGUCACCGAAUAGGAAAAUCAAAUUUAAUGGACGCGAUCAGCUUUGUUUUGGCCAUUCCCAUAAAGAACUUGCGUAGUACGAAUCUAAGAGAACUAGUGUUUCGGAAUGAGAGUCAGCAUUUUGUGGCGCGCACCUGCUCCGUCUCCAUGUUUUAUAUGACCGAUGAGUCCGAUCAGAAUGUGGAACCUGGGCAAGAGAUCGAAUUCUAUCGUCAGGUGAAAGAGAAUGGGCAGUCCCAAUUCAAGAUCAACGGAAAGGCCUACAGAUAUGAAGAUUACCUGUCCAAAUUAGCUGAUUGUAACAUCCUUGUAAAGUGCCGCAAUUUUGUGGUGUACCAGGGCGAUGUGCAAAACAUUGCUGCCCGCUCUCCCGAGGACCUCGCUCGUUUGUUCGAGGACCUCUCCGGGAGCGCCGACAUGAAGCAGCAGUACGACGAGCUGCGCGCCGAACGCGACCGUCUGCGCAACAUCAUGGACAUGAACCUGAAGAAGAAGUACACGAUGAUCUCGGAGAAGAAGCUAGUCCAGGAGCAGAAGCGCGAGGCCGACGAGUUCCAGGAGAAGCAAAUGACGCUGCGCGACCUGCGCGUGGAGUACUUUUUGUGGCAGCUGCAGUACCUCCAAUCGAAUUUGGAGGCGCAGCAAGCGCGCGAGGCGCAGCUGGAUCGCGAGCGCGAGCUCUGCGAGCGGAACGAGGAGAAAGCGCGGGAGACGAAGGACUCGAGCCAACGCAGCAUGGCGCAGCUGCGCGAGGAGCUGAAGAGCGAGGAGGCGAAGCAGCAGCGGAUCAACGAAGCGAUCCGCCAGAAGCAGCCGGAGAGCGUGAAGCUGAGCGACCGGAUUCGUCGCAACGAGUGCUCGUUCGCCCCUCUCUUGAAGCCUAGAGCGCGGAUUCGGCAGUGCGACGCGGCCAUCGCGCGGCUGCGCAGCGAGCAAUCGACGCUAGAGGCGGAGGACCGCGCUCUGGAGGAGGAUCUGCACCGCAUGAACGUGACGCUGGAGGCGCUGGCGGAAGCCGUUCCGAAGACGCAGGCGGGCGUGGCGAUGUCGGAGGCGCAGAAGGCGCGGUACGCGGAGCUGAAGGAGGAGUUCGACCGACAGGCGGGCUUCCUGGUGCAGGCGAACGAGGCGAAGCGGCGCGAGCGCGCGACGGUGCAGACGCAGAUCAAGCAGAAGCGCGAGCAGAUGGAGAGCCAUCGGCAGGAGCUGGAGAACACGCGUAAAGUGGUGCAGGAGCUGCGCGGCCAGGAGCAGCGACUGCAGAGCAGCGCGAAGGACGCGGAGAAGAUGGCGGCGGCGCUAGCGGCGCGGAGCGAGGAGAUCCGAUCGGACUUCGCGUCGCUGAGCGAGCAGCUGCACGAAAAACGCGGGGAGAUGGAGCGGCUGCAGGCGGAGCUGCGCGGCGCGGCGGAGAGCCGGGAGAGCUCGAGGCGCGACGUGCAGCGCCGCGAGUGCGUGGAGCGACUGAAAGAGCUGUACCCCGACGUGCGCGGACUGCUGCUGGACAUCUGCGUGCCCUCGCUGCAGAAGUACAACGUGGCCGUCAACGUCGCGCUGGGGAAGCAUCUCGACGCCGUCGUGGUCAACACCAAGCAAGUCGCCGUGGAGUGCGUGCAAUACCUGAAGGAGCAGCACAUGCCGCCGCUGGACUUCUACCCGCUGGACUCGCUGCGCCCCAAAGACAUCCGCGUGGAGAUCCGGUCGGAGCUGAAGCGGUCCGGGUGCAAGCUCUUCUACGACCUGCUCAAGUUCGACGCGGACGUGGAGGUGGCGGUGCGCUACGCGAUCGGGAACGCGAUCUGCGCGAGCUCGCUGGCGACGGCGCGGCGACUGGCGUACGAGACGCGGAUCGGGGAGAAGAUCGUGACGCUGGAGGGCGAGGAGAUCAGCAAGAGCGGAGCGAUGACGGGAGGCUGGGGCUGGAGCGCGGCGAAGCGCGGCGAUCGGUUCACGGAGAGGGAGCUGGCCGCGAAGACGGAGCGGCUGGGCGUUCUGGAGAAGGAAUGCGCGGAGAUGGAGAGGCGCGUGCAGCGCGUGGCCGCGACGUCCGACGCCGUGCGGCAGGUGGAGAUCGACCGCGACCGCUACGCGAGCAAGCAGCGAGUGCUGGCGUCGGAGCUGGAGGCCGUGCGAUCCAAGCUGCAGGGCUACGCUGCGCGCAUCGCCACGCUGGAGACCGACCUCGCGCAGGCGCAGCAAGCCCUGCAAGCCCUGCAGCGCGACGAGGACGGACUGGUCUCCGCGCUCUCCGCGCUGCUGCAGAAGCUCACCGUCGCGGAGAAGCGCGUCUAUGGGUCCCUGCUGGACGAGCUGGGCGUGGAGAGCCUGCAGCAGCUGGAGACGGAGAUGGUGGGCAAGCUGCGCGAGAACGAGGCCAUGCAGGCGGAGUGCCGCACGCACAUCGCGCUGCUGCAGACCAAGAAGAAGUACGGCCGCGAGCGGCUGCAGAGCGCGCAGCGCGAGCUGGCGGAGCAGGCGGCGGCGCGGAGCAAAGCGAGUCGGCGGCUGGAGGAGCUGCGCGGGCGCGCGGAGAGCGAGGACGCGGGGCUGCGCGCGCUGGACGAGGAACUGGAGGCCGCGCAGGUGGCGAUCGUGAAGGUGCAGCGACGCAUCCGGGAGGAGGAGGGACGCAUCGGCGUGGUGGACGCGCGCAUCCGCGAGAAACGAAGCCAGGCGAAGAAGCUGGACGACGCGGCGUCGAGCGUGCGAUCGGCGAUCACCAUCCUGCAGACCAAGCGGAACGCGAUUCUCCGCUCCGCCGCGAUGGAACAGAUCGAGAUUCCGCUGCUGCCGGGGAGAGAGAGCGAGGCAGGAGCCACGGAGGAGAGCGAGGGAGCCACAGGAGCCACGGGAGCCACAGAAGCCACGGGAGCGAUGGAGGUGGAGUCUGAAUUCGCGGAGACGAGCACGGGGUUUUCCCAGCAGUACACGCAGCGAUUGGAGAUGGCGAUCGACGAGGACGACGCGAUGAUGCGGCGCAUCGACUUCUCGAAGUGCAGCAAGCCGACGGAGCUCUCCGAGCUGGACUACGCGCGCGUGGACGAGGAGUUCCGCGGGCGGAUCGGGCAGAUCGCGUCGGAGCUGGACCGCAUGCAGCCCAACCUGCUCGCCGAGAAGAAGUUCCUCGACCUCUCGGAGCGCGUCUCCGCGAUGAACGCCAGCCGCAAGAAGCUCGUCGCCGCCUUCCACGACGCCAACCAGGCCUUCCUCGCCUGCAGCGACACGCGCAAAUCGCGGUUUUUGGAGGCUUUUCAGCUGGUGGAGGCCGCCAUCGACGCCACCUACAAGGACCUCACGCGCAGCGUGCAGUUCGCCACCGGCGGGCAGGCCGUGCUCACGCUGACCAACCCCGACGAACCGUAUCUGGGCGGGGUGAAAUACACGGUCAGUCCCGUGGGGAAGCAGUUCCGCGACAUCCACCAGCUGUCCGGGGGCGAGAAGACGAUCGCGACGCUGGCGCUGCUGUUUGCGCUGCAUCGGUUUAGAAGGGCGCCGUUUUUGGUGCUGGACGAAGUCGAUGAUGCGCUCGACAAUGCCAAUGUCCAGAGGGUCGCCAAGUAUAUCGAGGAGAACGCCAGGCACACGCAGUGCAUCGUGAUUUCCCACAAGGAUAUGCUGUUUGAACGCUCCGAUGCCCUCGUCGGAGUGUAUCGCGAUUGGAGGGAGGACUCCUCCGCCGUCCUCACGCUCGAUCUGGGCAAGUACGACGCGGCGGAAGAGGCGUAG
Messenger RNA from Blastocystis hominis, 3855 nucleotides. RefSeq lists its product as hypothetical. The record is from RefSeq and is a predicted model, not a curated record. Gene Ontology annotation, cellular component: nucleus; chromosome; cohesin complex. Gene Ontology annotation, molecular function: protein binding; DNA binding; ATP binding. NCBI's taxonomy places the organism in Eukaryota, Bigyra, Opalinata, Blastocystidae. Gene Ontology annotation, biological process: sister chromatid cohesion. The coding region runs from base 1 to 3855 and encodes 1284 amino acids. The transcript has 10 exons.